Molecule: messenger RNA, 1790 nt
Organism: Momordica charantia (bitter melon)
Lineage: Eukaryota; Viridiplantae; Streptophyta; Magnoliopsida; Cucurbitales; Cucurbitaceae
Source: RefSeq, a predicted model, not a curated record
UAUACAUAUUUAUAUAAUUAAAAAAUUUAUAACAACCUCAACCCUCGACUCGGCCGUUGGUAUCAAUGGCAGUAGCUGCUUGUUGUUAUCAUAAAAGAUGUCCAAAUUAAAAUAAAAAAAAAAAAUCCAAAUGGCCAAUACAGAUCACAGGGUUGAUGUCAAAUAUCGAUCAAAAUCUUACCUCCUCAGUUUUCUUUCUUCCUCACAGCGCGAUACGAUCGAAGAAAUCCUACGACCGCUGCCAUGGCUUCCAACGUCGUCGUUUCGUGGUACUCCAUAUUUCUACUGAUAUUUACCUGUUCUUCUGCAAUCUCCGGCGCCGCCUCUAACGAGACCAUGUUUCCGAUGGCAUGUAAUUCGAACAUCAAGAAGCUGUGCGACGCGUCGUUAUAUCACGUCACGAGUGGCCUUCAGGCGGAGCGCGAAAUCGCCGCCGCGUACACCGUAAAUCCGUCGCAGAUGAAGCCGAUUAAUCGCGGCGGGGUUCAAGAUUACCUAAUCACGCAAAUAUGCUCUGUUUCUGUGGGAUUAGGAUCGGCAAAGAGACACAUAAGGACAACAGUUGUUGCAAUAUUAUCAACUUUGACUGUAGUUUCAUUAUGCGCAUUGAUUAUCAUCUUCGUACGGAGAAAACUAAAAAGGUCACAGCAAAACAACGAGCUCGAAAAUCCAAAACCUCCCUCCAAGAGUUUUAGUAGUUUCAGAACCUUCAGCUUGCAAUAUCCAUUUUCGAGGGAGAAGUCGGAAGCUCAAAAGAAAUCAUUUAGAACGGAAGUUUCAGGAUUUGAGUCAGAAAGAACAGUGAUUUUCACCGUAGAGGAGAUCGAAGAGGCCACGGCUAACUUUGAUGAAUCUCGCAAGAUCGGAGAGGGUGGAUAUGGAACUGUUUACUAUGGAGUAUUGGGUGAACAGGAGGUUGCAAUUAAGAAAAUGAAAUCUAAUAAAUCCAAAGAGUUCUUCGCAGAAUUAAAAGUCUUGUGCAGGAUCCAUCAUAUUAAUGUCGUCGAGCUUUUGGGGUAUGCUAGUGGGGAUGACCAUCUAUAUUUGGUUUAUGAGUUUGUUCAAAAUGGAUCGCUGAGCGAUCAUCUYCAUGAUCCACUAAAAAAAGGGUACCAACCUCUCUCGUGGACUUCAAGAACACAGAUCGCCCUAGAUGCAGCGAAGGGUAUUGAGUAUAUUCAUGACCAUACUAAAGCACGAUAUGUUCAUCGUGACAUCAAGACAAGUAAUAUCCUUCUUGAUGAAAGCCUUGGAGCAAAGGUUGCAGAUUUUGGACUGGUCAAGUUAGUGGGACGAACCAACGAAGAUGAACUGGUAGCAACCCGACUUGUCGGAACACCGGGCUAUCUCCCUCCAGAAUCCGUGAAAGAGCUUCAAGUGACCCCCAAAACAGACGUAUUUGCAUUUGGAGUGGUUCUGGCAGAGCUCAUUACAGGAAGAAGAGCACUGGUACGAGACAACCAAGAGCCGAAGAGAACCAAAUCGUUAAUCACGCUGAUUUAUACGAUAUUCCAAGGGGAAGACUCUGAGGCUGCUCUGGAAGCUGUCGUGGAUGGAAAUCUGCAAGCCGGCUAUCCGAUGGACGAUGUUUACAAGAUGGGGGAGAUAGCAGCAUGGUGCUUGAACGAGAAUCCGGUGGGGAGACCGGAGAUGCGGGAGAUUGUUGCUUUGCUGUCGCAGCUCGUGACUUCGGCCGUCGAGUGGGAGGCUUCGCUGGGCGGGAGCAGCCAGGUUUUCAGCGGCCUCUUCAGUGGAAGAUGAUCAACCAUUAAUAACUAACUGAACCUCAC